Messenger RNA from Podospora anserina S mat+, 1260 nucleotides. RefSeq lists its product as uncharacterized. The transcript has a single exon. The record is from RefSeq and is a predicted model, not a curated record. NCBI's taxonomy places the organism in Eukaryota, Fungi, Ascomycota, Sordariomycetes, Sordariales, Podosporaceae. Bases 1 to 1260 code for a protein of 419 amino acids.
AUGACCACCAACUCUGCCACAACAACGACAACGUCGCUCAUCAACGCCGACAUAACCCUCCUCAUUGCAGAGCAAACCGACCUCCCAACCUUGCUCGCGCUAGCCAGCACAAACAAGCACCUCAACGGCCUGAUCAACACAUACGAACACUCGAUCAUCAAGUCCAAAAUCACCACCGCUAUCCCAAACCCACUCCUCCAACCUCCCCUCGGGUCAGUCCUAUCCUCCCACAGCUCCUCCACCCGCCAAAUCCUGCCACCUUGGUCCUUCCAAGUAGCAGCCGAACUCGAACGCCGCCACGCCCGCACCGAAGCCAUGUUCAACAUUUCCACCGUCCCCCCAACCCCCUUGAUAUCAGCCAUGUUCCGCGUCCCUUCUUUUGCGGCGCUGCCACGGCAGCAGUUUACCCAACUGGUCGACCUGUUCAAACGGGCUUGCUGCCUGGCGGAUCAUAUCUGUGAUUUGGCGCUGCUGGUCAAGAUACCGGCCAUGGCGAGGGAGCUGUCGGCUGUGGAUCCGUACGUGGUGCAAAAGGCGAUCCACCGAACGAGGCAGGGGUUUAUUAAAGGGUUGGAACCGUUGGAUCUGGCGUUGUUGACGCAUUUGGCGGCGUUGGGGGGGAUGGCGUAUGCGGAGGAGAUGGGGGAGUUGAUGAGUUCUGAUCCGGAGGGGUUGGAGAGGAUGGUGGCGUUCAAGGAGACUAUUAUACGGGAGGGGAGCGCGGCGCUUUGGGGUUUUUUACAUCCAAAGGAGGGGGAAGUGAUUGAGGGGAAUGGACCACCUUCUUUGCCGCCUAGGGCGAGGGGGAGCGGGCUUGGGAGGUAUAUUGCGGGCAAGGUGGAAGGGGUGUUGAGGGAUUUGCAUGCUUAUGAGAUGGGGCUUAAGGAGCGGGAUCAUGAGGAGGCGGAGGGAGAGGGGGAGGGGGAGUGGGCGGAUAAGGAGGGGGUGAGGGAAGGGGGGUGGGAGGAUGAUGAUGAUGAUCCGUUUGUUGUUUUGCAUGGGCUUCAUCAGACUAUCAUGGGUGCCUUUCCUAAGCCGAUUGAGGAACCAAAGGACGAUGAGGGGGAUGCUGUGAUAGAAGAUGAGAGUGAGCAGUGGGAGGAAGAAGGGGUUGAAUAUGAGGAGGUGGAUAUUGAGGGCGAGGAUGUGAGUUCUGAAGAAGAGGGAGAGAUAGAAGAGGAAGAGGAAGUUUUCCCUGUUGAACCUAGAGAACAGUUGAUCCUGGAGGUGGUUAGAAGUGCGGUUCCAUGCUCAGUUUAG